CCUCUACUGCCUGCAGUCUCUGGUCAUCCCCUGUACUGUCUGCAGUCUCUGGUCAUCUCCUGUACUGUCCGCAGUCUCUGGUCAUCUCCUGUACUGUCCGCAGUCUCUGUUCAUCUCCUGUACUGUCUGCAGUCUCUGUUCAUCCCCUAUACUGUCCGCAGUCUCUGGUCAUCCCCUGUACUGUCCGCAGUCUCUGGUCAUCUCCUGUACUGUCCGCAGUCUCUGCUCAUCUCCUGUACUGUGUCCACAGUCUCUGAUCCAUCUCCUGUAUUAUGUCCGCAGUCUCUGGUCAUCCCCUGUACUGUGUCCGCAGUCUCUGGUCAUCUCCUGUACUGUGUCCACAUCUCUGGUCAUCUCCUGUACUGUCCGCAGUCUCUGGUCAUCCCCUGUACUGUGUCUGCAGUCUCUGGUCAUCUCCUGUACUAUGUCCGCAGUCUCUGGUCAUCUCCU
Molecule: messenger RNA, 450 nt
Organism: Staurois parvus
Lineage: Eukaryota; Metazoa; Chordata; Amphibia; Anura; Ranidae
Source: the annotation of a GenBank genome assembly